Xyrauchen texanus (razorback sucker) is the source of this 3611-nucleotide messenger RNA. Its product is annotated as cadherin-related family member 1. Gene Ontology annotation, molecular function: cadherin binding; calcium ion binding. Gene Ontology annotation, biological process: multicellular organism development; calcium-dependent cell-cell adhesion; cell-cell junction assembly. The record is from RefSeq and is a predicted model, not a curated record. Gene Ontology annotation, cellular component: adherens junction; plasma membrane; catenin complex. Bases 108 to 2726 code for a protein of 872 amino acids. Lineage: Eukaryota; Metazoa; Chordata; Actinopteri; Cypriniformes; Catostomidae. The transcript has 17 exons.
GGAGUGUGAGUCACAGGAUUACUGGAGCCGCUCAGUCUCGCUUAAAGACGUCUUCAGACGGGUCGUCUCUAUAUGCACCUCCGGUGUGUUCAUACUCGGUGUGCAGGAUGAAGAAUAUGUGGAAAGAACACAUCUUCAUCUUCCUCCUCGUCUCGUUCUGCAUGUGUACGGGGAAAUCCGACUUCGCUCCGUAUUUCUAUGAUAAUGGAGGCGGCAGUGAGAACGGGAACAUGGCUUUAUUCAGCGUCGCAGAAGACACGCCUGUCGGAAGUCAUGUGUACACACUGAACGGCUCUGACCCCGAGGGUGACCCCGUGACCUACGGCAUGACCUUUGAUAAGGGCUCGAAAGAGUUUUUCAGCGUCGAUCGUAAAUCAGGAAACGUGACUCUCAUUGAAGGUCUAGACCGAGAGGUUCAGGAUGAGAUUGUUGCAGUUGUGAUCAUCACAGACGGCAGAAAUCAGGUAGAGGAAAACGUUCGAGUGUUUGUCACCGAUGCUAAUGAUGAAAAGCCCGAGUUUUUAAAUCUCCCAUUCGUUGUGGAUGUCCCUGAGGACACGUCGUCGGGCAGCAGCAUCUUCAGAGUUCAGGCUGUGGAUCGAGACUUAGGCUCGGGAGGAAGUGUCAGCUAUUUCCUGCAGUCUCCCAGUACCAAGUUCACCAUCGACGGUCACAGUGGAGUUCUGCGUGUUAAACCGGGUGAAUCGCUGGAUUACGAGCGCUACCUGAAUCAUUUUGUCACUGUAGUUGCAAAGGACGGUGGUGGGAAAUAUUGCGGGAAAUAUCAAAUUAUGACUUCGACAGCCGUCAUAACCAUCAAUGUUCUGGAUAGCCAGGACUCUCCUCCCGUGUUUGUCGGUAUUCCCUAUUUUGGAUAUGUCUAUGAAGUCUCCGUUCCAGGUUCAGAGAUAUUCACUGUAUUUGCGAAAGACGGAGACCAGAACAAUCCCAAUAACAUCCAUUAUUCCAUUCUGACCGGCAGUGAUGGAUUAUUUAAUAUCAACAGUACGAGUGGCUGUAUCAGUUUGACAUCAUUUCCUGUACAGCUGAAGAAUGAGUUAUAUGAGUUAAAAGUCCAGGCUUCAGAGGUCGGGCCUGACAAGCAGUUUGUCGACUACGCCAUCACCACCGUCACUAUUCGUGUGUUGGAUCUCAACAAUCAUCCGCCGACGUUCUACGGAGAGAACGGUCUACAGAACAGGUUUGAUUUGACCAUGUAUGAACACCCGGCGGAAGGAGAGAUCCUCAGAGGCCUGAAGAUAACCGUGAACGACUCGGACCAGGGUGCAAAUGCUAAAUUCAGACUUCUGCUGGUGGGACCCGGUCGAGUUCUUCGUGUCGUCCCACAAACGGUUCUCAAUGAAGCUCAAGUAACCAUCAUCGUGGAAAACGCCACCGCCAUCGACUAUGAAACAAAUCAGUUCCUAACAUUCAAGUUGUUAGCCGUUGAGAUUGAUACUCCAGAGAGAUUCAGUGCCACUGCAGAUAUUGUGAUCAAUCUUUUGGACACCAAUGACAAUAUUCCAAAGUUUUCCUCUGAAUUUUACAUCGCCAGGAUUCCUGAAAAUUCUCCAGGAGGCUCAAACGUCGUCUCCGUGACUGCCACAGAUCCAGACUCCGGACUUUGGGGACAAGUGAAAUAUUCCAUGUAUGGCUCGGGAUCUGAUCUGUUCCUCAUUGAUCCAACAUCUGGCAUUAUUUACACGGAGACGUGGGCGUCUUUAGAUGCUGAAGUGAAGUCAAAAUAUAAUUUCUAUGUAAAAGCUGAAGACACUGAGGGAAAAUACAGUCUUGCGGAGGUUUUUGUCACCGUCUUGGAUCUAAAUGACCAUCCACCAGAGUUCAAUGAGGACGUCCUGGAGAAGACCAUGAUUAUUGGGGCUCCAGUGAAAAUCCAGGCUGUGGAUGAAGAUGCAGAAGAACCCAAUAAUCUCAUUGAAUAUUCUAUCAUGAAAGCCGAUCCGGACAACAUCUUCGACAUUAACACGUCCACAGGCGAGAUUAAGCUCAAACCGUACAUCAAGUCCAUGGAGAUCGUGCAGAACAUCAGCAAACAGAAAGAGUGCAAGUGGUCUUUGGUGGUUCAAGCUCGCGAUCGUGGCUUGCCGUCCUUCAGCACAACAGCAGUCGUGAAGAUUGACAUCACGGAGGUGAGUCAACUCAAGGUCCACAUGGCAGCGUUUUUAAUGCAGAGUCGAGACAAUCCGAUGAAAGCUUUCGGCAUGGUGGCUAGCAUCAUUAGCGUUAUGGUUUUGGUGACGGUCAUGAUAUCCACUGUCAUGUACCUUCGCAACACAAAGUCCAACAGAAUCACGCCAGCGCGUCGCAUCAUACGCAGGAAACCCAGAGAGCGACGGUCGUGGAGCUUCAGGCCAGCGUUCACACAUAUUGACGGCAACCACGAAAAGUUCCUCAUGGAUGACGAGACGAGGAGCAACCGCAACGUGGACGACGACAACAGCUCCAAGGCCAAACCCCCCGCACCCGUCUGUCCCCCUCCACCACCGAGCGAGUCCCAGCGACCGCUGCCCACAGUGUCCGGUGCCCUGAUGGCCAGAAAAUGUAGUCGUGGCUCUAGCUGGAAGUCAAAGAAAAAAAGCUCAGAUGACGUGCAGAAAUCUCGGCGAAAUAAAGAUAGCAGCAGCAUCAGUUCCGCUCUCGUGUCCGAGCUAAAGAUGAAAAUAGAACAGAAAAUUAUUGAAGCAAAUCAGGGCUAUUACUACUGAAAAACACUCUCUGAAACACGGUCAUGAGAGAUUGAUGUUCCUCACGUGAAGCACGUGUGUGUGUGUUUUAUGAUGGAUCGAACGUUUGAUGUAACAAACUGUUUGGCUGAACAUUUCUUUUAAAUUGCCGUCUGGUUCAGCUAAAAUGCUUCUGUUUCUCAACGUGGCGUCGGUGAAAUCUGGCUUGUAAUAAUGGGAGAAAUCCUUCAAAUGUAACUUGUAAAUGCUGCUGUAUCCACAUGUGUUUGUAAAGGUCAUUCAAACUGUAGAUACUUCUGAGAGGAACAGUUGGUUAAAUGCUGUUUGUUCAGCAAGAAUUAUUCACAUCGUUUCUUCAUAAAUCAUUAUUAACAUAAUCUGUGUGCAACGACCUAAAGACAACUUCAAUAAAUCAAGGUUUCAUCCCAUUUAAUCACUAAACUCUUAAUAUAUCAACCUUGAAAAUAUUGAAUAAUGUUGGACACACCAUCUCAAACUGGAGAAAUGUUAUCUGUCAGUAAUAAACGUACACCGCCUUUCCAGCUUAAAGAGUGACAAUAUAUUUAUUUGAAAGUCGCAUGUAUCUGUACGGUCUAAUUUUAUGGCUUUGUAAUUGUAUUUCUUUGAACAACUUUUGCCUUGAGGAGUUUCAGGAAGUCGAUUUACUGAAUGAUGUACUGAAAUACACAAUCUGAAUCUUAUUGCUGUCAAUCUUUUUUUGUAAAGACUUUUUCACCAAUAUUUAGUUUAUGGAUUCAUUUGUAUCUCCAUUUUCUCAGCAAAUGAGCAUCCAUGUGCUGUUUGUUUUAGGGAAUACCCAAAUUUCACAAUAUGGUACUUCUGUAUAUUGUUAUGUUUGAUCUCCAAAUGAAUUAAACUCUUUUUAAUAGUGUUGUAAAAAAGCAA